GGAUUCUGGAGCUGGCUCCCACUCUCUGAACCAGAUUCCGGUUCUAGCCCAGCGAUAGAAGCCCGUUGGCAAGUCUGGAUACAGGCUCUGUCUCCCUCAGGCCCUGCCGGGGACGCCCAUCGACCGCCAGCCCAAAGGGUGCGGGGGCUGCUGAUGCCCAGAGCCCGCCAUGGCCUGCCUCCAUGAUACCCGGACCCCCUCCCCGUCCUUCGCCAGCUUCAACACCAUCCUGACGGAGAGCUCCCUCCGUAAGCUGGACCCCGACACCUCGGACUGCACCCCCGAGAAGGACCUGACGCCCACGCAGUGCGUGCUGCGUGACGUGGUGCCCAUCGACGGGGGCGGCCACAGCCCCACGCCCAGCGAGGAGACGCGUGACCAGUUCGCCAACAGCGUCCUGCAGCUGCACGAGAAUGAGGCUGGCGGUGGGGGCGGGGGAGCUGGGGCAGGGGCCGGGAACCCCGAGGUGCGGCACACUCGUUACCACGCCGACCAGGUCCGGCUUCACUGCCAGACGGGCAGCGGCUUCCUGGAAGGGCUCUUCGGCUGUCUCAGGCCCGUCUGGACCAUGAUCGGCAAAGCCUACUCCACCGAGCACAAGCACCAGCAGGAAGACACCUGGGAAGUGCCAUUCGAGGAGAUCCUGGACCUCCAGUGGGUGGGCAGCGGGGCGCAGGGCGCUGUCUUCCUGGGGCGUUUUCACGGCGAGGAGGUGGCGGUGAAGAAGGUGCGAGACCUCAAGGAGACGGACAUCAAACACCUGCGCAAGCUCAAACACCCCAACAUCAUCACCUUCAAGGGCGUCUGCACCCAGGCUCCUUGCUACUGCAUCAUCAUGGAGUUCUGCGCCCAGGGGCAGCUGUAUGAGGUGCUGCGAGCCGGGCGCAAGGUCACCCCCUCCCUGCUGGUCGACUGGUCCAUGGGCAUCGCAGGUGGCAUGAACUACCUGCACCUGCACAAGAUCAUCCACCGCGACCUCAAGUCGCCCAACAUGCUGAUCACCUACGAUGACGUGGUGAAGAUCUCGGACUUCGGCACCUCCAAGGAGCUGAGUGACAAGAGCACCAAGAUGUCCUUCGCCGGCACCGUGGCCUGGAUGGCCCCCGAGGUCAUUCGCAACGAGCCCGUAUCUGAGAAGGUCGACAUCUGGUCCUUCGGGGUGGUGCUGUGGGAGCUGCUGACAGGCGAGAUCCCCUACAAGGACGUGGACUCCUCGGCUAUCAUCUGGGGUGUGGGCAGCAACAGCCUGCACCUGCCCGUGCCCUCUGGCUGCCCCGACGGCUUCAAGAUCCUACUGCGCCAGUGCUGGAACAGCAAACCCCGCAACCGGCCGUCCUUCCGCCAGAUCCUGCUGCACCUGGACAUCGCCUCGGCAGAUGUGCUCUCCACGCCCCAGGAGACGUACUUCAAAUCCCAGGCCGAGUGGCGCGAGGAGGUGAAGCUGCACUUUGAGAAGAUCAAGUCGGAGGGGACGUGUCUGCACCGGCUGGAGGAGGAGCUGAUCAACCGGCGCCGUGAUGAGCUCCGGCAUGCACUGGACAUCCGGGAGCACUACGAACGCAAGCUGGAGCGGGCCAACAACCUGUACAUGGAGCUCAACUCCCUCAUGCUGCAGCUGGAGCUGAAGGAGAAGGAGCUGCUCAGGCGGGAGCAGGCGCUGGAGAAGAAGUACCCGGGGCUGUUCAAGCCGCAUGCAUCACGCAGUCUCCUGCACGGCAACACGGUGGAGAAGCUCAUCAAGAAGAGGAACGUGCCCCAGAAGCUGUCGCCACACAGCAAGCGGCCGGACAUCCUGAAGACGGAGGUGAUCCUGCCCAAACUGGACUCGGCCAUUGCCCAGGUGUCGAUACCCGCAUGCCAGAAGGGCCCCACCUCCCCGGGCCGGAGCCGGCGGGCCAAGGCACGCUACCGCAAAGCCAGCGCCAAGGGCAGCUGCGGGGAGCUGGCAGGGCCCCGGGCCCCAGAGCCGGUGGAUGUGGGCCACCAGCUGGAGACCUGUGCCGCCCUGCGGGGGCUGCAGCACGACCUGCUGCGCCGGAUGUCCUCGUCCAGCCCUGACCUCAUCAACACCACCCUGGAGGCUGGGGCCAAGAAAGAGGGGGCCCCUGCCGGGCCCGAGUCGCCCCCGGCCGAGCAGCCCCGCAGCGAGACCCCCAGUGAGGACACGGCCUCUGUGCCCUUCUCCAGCAGCCCCGACUCGCCCUCCUCCAAGCAGGGGGCCGUGGGGCCAGCGGACAAGAGUCACCGGCUGUUGGGCCUAGCCCAGAGGCUGCAGCCAGGCGAGGAGCCCGACAAGGAGGCAGGCGUGGCAGGCAAGGCGGCCAAGGCCUGUGGGGUGCCGCAGCAGCAUCUGACACCUGCAGCGCUGCUGUACCGAGCAGCCGUGACCCGGAGCCAGAAGCGAGGGGUCUCGUCCGAGGAGGAGGAGGGAGAAGUGGACAGCGAGGUGGAGCUGCCACUGAGGCAGAGGUGGCCCCAGGGGCUGAGCAAGCGCCAGUCGCUCUCCACCUUCAGCUCAGAGAACUUCUCGGAUGGGGAUGGCGAGGAGGGGAACACGAGCGACGCGUCGCCCAGCGGCACGCCCGACGUGGCCAGCACCAACACAGGCGAGCGCUCCGACGACAUGCUCUCGCAGAGCUCCGAGAUCCCGCUCGACGCCCUGGCCCACUCCGACGGCCUGUCCGAGAAGGAGGCCGCUGUCCAGCACGUCAAGAGCCAGCUCAGUGCUGAGCAGAACCCCGCUGAGACCCCCUCCGCGUACGAGGACUCGGACUGUGACAGCGCCGAACUGGACCACUCAGGCAGCGGAGACACGCACAGACUGCCAGCUGCCCCCAGCUCGUGAUGGCCCGGCCUCCCCCGCGAGGUUGUACAGACCCCCAGAUAUUUAUAUAAAUAAUCUAUAAAUCUCUAUAUAAAGCUAUAUAAUGUAUAAUCUACCCAGAGGCAGCGCCGGAGCCAGCCGGAGCGGCCCAUGCACUGAAUUCACCUCGGUCCUGAUGGACAGACUGAGGGGGACGGGGGGGAGUCUCUCAGGUGCUUGGGGGUUAGCCUUGUACAGCUGAAGACCAAGAAAUGCCCCAUGGCGUCGGACUCCUGGCCAGAAGGGCCCCGUGGCACUCGUGCCAGCUCAGAGCAGGACCGGCCCAUGAUGGGCAGUGUCUGGAAACAGGACCAGGAUGCACUGGGGCAGCGGCUGGGAUGCGGGGGAGCAUGAUCCCCCCCUCCCACCACCAUCUGCAAAGCUGAACCUAAGAGAGGCGAGAUGUGGCGCUGUCCCGGCGCUUAUUCCGAGCAGACCCGUUGGCAGGCUGGGUCCGGCCAUGAGCUCGGCAGGCGCCGGAGAGGGCGGGCAGGCAGUGUGGUACCCUGUGGGCAGAGGUGUGCAGGUUGCUACGUCGCAGAGAUCAUGUGGAAGCUCCUUCGAGACCAGUCAAAGCCCAGCGGAGCAACCAACUACCCCCAAAAUCUGCCCAGCGCAGCAACGCACCAGGCUGGGGCAGAACCUCAAGCCAACCUGCCCCCAGGGGUAGAACUGCCAUCCCAGCCACCCCAGGCUCCUGCUCCGAGGCAGACCCUAGAUCCAAACCUCCUGCUCUGCAGCAGCCGCCCCCCUUCCCCAGCUCAGCACCAAGCAAUUCUGGGCCCACCCCAGGCCGCGGCGGCGCUGACGGCUUUCGGGCCAAGGGAGGAUGGGGGUGGCCACGCUGCCUCCUGCUGGUACCCACAUGCACUGCACUUUUUGUUGGUGUUAAUUUAUUUUAAACGAAUGUUUACAUUUGCACUUGUGUCCUGGUUGGAACAGGGAGGGGUGGAGCCUGGGGGUGGGACUUAAAGGGUGGGCUCUGUGGGGCUGCUGACUCCUCUGAGCCCCUGUUGUGUUGGCAGGGGGCAGCCCCCCUUCCCCUGUUUAUGUAGCUGGGUCCCUCCUGUUGGGCUGUUUCUCAGGUGAAAGUCCCACCCCCCCCUGCACCCCUUUCCUUCUGGAACUGUUUGUCCUCGCUGCUGAGUGUUUGGGCCCCUUGGGCACCCCCCUGCAGUGCGGGUGUGGAGAGCAAUGAGCCCGGCAUGGGAUCGGUGUGGGCUGCCCCCCAACCCAGUGCUCCAUGUGCAUGAGCAGCAUCAGCCCUGCUGGGCCUUUAGGACCUGGCCCCGGGCCAUAUGGGCUGGGCUCCGAGCAGCUCAUUGGGCUAUAGGGUGACCAGACAGCAAAUGUGAACAAUCGGGGGUGGUGGGUAAUAGGAGCCUAUAUAAGAAAAAGACCCCAAAAUUGGGACAUCUGGUCACCCUAUUGGGCUACCUGCUGUCACGCUGGCAGAGAUCCUCGGGCCAUGGGCCGGUUGGCCCAUCAGAAACCCGGCUGCAGAGCCCAAGGCCCUGUGCCUCCCCAGCCCACGGGAGUCUUUCCACUGCCCUGAAGGGGAGGUGGCUUGGGCCCUGGGGGCUAUCCAGGGAGUGGGGGUGGGGUUUGUUGUAGCUCCUACCCCCCAUCCCUGAGCUUCCUGCCUGUUUUUUAGCCUUGCUUGAUGGGGCAUGUUUCAACUGGCACCUCCCGGGGUUUCUGUAGGUCCUACAUAAUAGCAUUAUAAAGGGAAAUGCAGUGGGCAUUGGCAGGAAACCCCUCAAGGCCACUGGGGACAGCCCCACACCCCAUCAGUCAAAGCUCCUAGUUUCCCUGGCUAGCCCAGGGUCCCAGCAAGGGGACAAGCGGUGGGGUGGCAGGGGGCUGACAGUUAAAUGCCCCCAAUCCCAUGUAGCACAUUCACCAGCACUGGACUAACCUGCUCCACCCAUACUUGCUUCCUGGUCAGCAUGGCUGUGGGUUGGGCUCGCCUGAUGCCCAGGCUCCAGGGGGGUUUUCAGGCAGGGUGCUGCAGGACCAAGUUCCCCCACCUGUCAGGUUCAUGGCCAGGGCGGUGGCAGCCUGUGGGCAAUCAGCCAUGGCUUCUCCCCGCAGGCAGGCCCAGUGGGCUGACGCAUGGACCUUUGCAGCUUUCUGGCCACAGGGAAGCUCCCCCUCCCCCCAACAAAAAUCCACACCUGGCCCCUCACAACAUAGGGUAGGCCAGGUGCCUCUCAUCUGCCCCUUGUGGGGGAAAGGAGCAUGUUUUGUGCUGGUCAUGCACCUGCCCCAGCGAGCUCAACCGCUAAUAGAAAGGCAGUUAGUCCCUGCGGCUAGAACCCUUGCCUGGGACCCUGGGGCCCUUCUCUAGCUCUGCCACUGGCCUGCUGGGUGACCUCAAGCAAAUUGUUUCCCUUCCCCUGGCCUCAGUUUCCCCAUCUGUACAAUGAGGCUCAUGACAGGACCCUGCUUUGCAAAGACAAUAGCUAGGUAUUAUUAAAGCAACAAGGGGGCAGGAAGGGAAACAGCAGCCCAGGGAGGGGCCUUGCCCUAAAAAGGUCACCCAACAGGUCACGUGGCAGACUCAAGAGCCCGCUGCAGCCCGUGUGCACCAGCAACCAAGGCCCCCAGCAGCCUGAGGGGCCAGGGGAGAAAGAGACCAUGGCCGAGAGGUAGCACUGAGGGCCAUUUUUUAACCCAAACUUUUUUGGCGGCAUGGGGCUGAAAAAUGCAGAUUUAGGGACACCCAAGAGGUUUGCCAAUUUGGGGUGGUGUCACCAAAUGUGGUGCCCCCCCCAAAAAUCCAGAAAAACACAAACAUGAAACCUUUCUUGUUUCAAAAUGACUUUUUGGUCCCACAUCCCACCCCACUCUGGCCCAGCCCCAGGGUGGUGCUUGUCCCUUUGGUUCUCCUCAGUGGCCUGCCCCCCCCCCCC
Trachemys scripta elegans is the source of this 5778-nucleotide messenger RNA. It is a transcript of the gene MAP3K12, whose product is annotated as mitogen-activated protein kinase kinase kinase 12. The transcript has 14 exons. The record is from RefSeq and is a predicted model, not a curated record. Bases 170 to 2845 code for a protein of 891 amino acids. Gene Ontology annotation, biological process: JNK cascade; protein autophosphorylation. Gene Ontology annotation, molecular function: JUN kinase kinase kinase activity; ATP binding. NCBI's taxonomy places the organism in Eukaryota, Metazoa, Chordata, Testudines, Emydidae.